Molecule: messenger RNA, 2581 nt
Organism: Pecten maximus
Lineage: Eukaryota; Metazoa; Mollusca; Bivalvia; Pectinida; Pectinidae
Exons: 9
Coding region: 75-1718 (547 amino acids)
Biological process (GO): mRNA export from nucleus
Cellular component (GO): nucleus
Molecular function (GO): mRNA binding
Source: RefSeq, a predicted model, not a curated record
CAGAGGCUCACAGUUACACAGGAAGUUGAAAAAAAACUGGGCUUGCUGUUAUACUGCAUCCCACGUUUAUCAUCAUGGACGUGUCCUUAGAAGAUUAUAUCGUAGAUCAUAGCGUCAAUUUCCAAGUUCAAAUCAGUAAUCCCAAUGCACUGACAACCAAGGGUCAAGACAGAGGGCGUGGGCGUGGUCGGGGGAGAGGACGUGGCAGAGGUGUAGGUCGUGGAGGAUUUCAACAGCGUGGUGGGCUCUUCACAUCAAAAACACAAAGAAACCAAAACCAAGGACAGUUUGGUGCGAUCUCCAAACCUAUUUCAGUGACAGUGAAAAAUAACUUUGAUGCUAGAGACACAAUUGCGAAGAAAAAGAGACCACUGGAUGCUAGAAAUAAACUUGUUGCUAAAGCCAAAGUCAGUGAUGCUAGGACAAAAAUAUUGAAUUUGAAGGGAAACAAAGGUGGUUUGUUAAACAAAGGACAGUCUAAUAAAGGCUCAGAUGCCAGAGCUAUGAUCCUUGCUAGAAAAAAUGCCAAACAAUUUAUGCCUACAGGCAACAGAGCUACUGCUGGUGCUGUACAGUCGACAUCUAGUAAUCUUCUCCGAACAGUAAAUCAGGAUGUGGCAUCAGGCAACUUCCAAAUAACUAGGAAGGUGCCGGGAAACCAGUCUGGUGUUGAGCUGUCAGGUGAUAGUGUUGUGAUUACCCGUACCCUCCAUGGCUCACAGUCCCCAGAGCUUUCUGACAGUCCAUACUUUACCAAGACAAUCAACAACAAGCAGGGGCUUGGAAAACUGCAGCCAAACAUACGAGGACCAGUGAUACAAUUACAAAAUGAAAUGUUCCAGGCCCAUCCGCGUACACAGCCCAUGUACAGUCAGGCCAUGAUGUAUGAAGAAGUCCAGGACAGUGACCCCUGGGCACAAAUUAGCUAUCCUAGCGAGAAAACUUUAACAGUGAAAAUGCCACAAAGUCACUCACAAUUUAGUAGAGCACCACAACAAAAAUUCCAGAUGAACAAAAUUACAUUUGAUAGUGAUAGAAUGGUACCUGCAACACAGAUUUCUCCGCCUACAGCCAUCAAACGGAAGGCAGCUGGAGAUGCAUUGUCACUGACAACCGGUAAACAAUUACGACUUGGUGGUACAGUUACCAUGGCUAAACAGAUGCGACCAAUCGCACAGGUAUCACAACCUGCACCACAGGUUGUCAAACGUACAAAAGUAUUAAAACCAACUCCAACACCAGUCGUAGUGGAAGAGGAGGAAGAUUCAGACGUGGUACUCAGUCCACUACAAGGGUAUAGGAUCCUGAUCUCAAAUCUCCAUGUCAUUGUCACACAGGAUGAUAUAAUCGAGCUGUUUGGUGCUAUUGGUCCAAUGAAGCGAGCACGUCUGGUCAAGCCUGGUACGGCCGAAGUUGUUUACGUCCAGAAGGAGGAUGCUUUGAAGGCUGCCCAGAAAUACCACAACAGAGAAUUGGAUGGCCAGUCAAUGCAAGUGAAGCUGAUAACACCAGCCAAAGCACCGGUAAAGCAGGCCCCAGAGGUUACAACGUCACCAUCACAGCCAGCGAAGGAGAAGGGUGGCCCCCUUAAACUUGGACAGAACAUAAAGAAGAAUCCAUCAGGAGGAAGUGUAGAACUUAACACACUGCACCGGGCGUUGUUUAAAACGCAAGCAAGCAAACCGAUCAAACCUGUCACCUUCACUGUGAAAAUCUAGUGCUCCUACAUAUAUGUAGUCAUUACUAUGUAGCAUAUUUUCAUCAUUACCAUUUGUCAUUGGUAUUGUUCACACUCAAGAAAGUUGAACCGGGAAAAGGACUCAUCUGGUCAGACUUGGAGAAUCAUGGAAACUACAUCGGAAAUGUCAUACUCAUUCUUCAUUGUAGACAUGCUUCAAGGAACUAGAGACACAGAAUCAUCGUCAUCUGGUUUUAGUGAAUUAAUGUAAAACAUUACUAAAACUAUUAUUUUCUUUGAUGAAUCUUACAUGUAUCCAUAAGUAGUGUUUAUGGUUGUGGUACCUACAGUUUGUUCACAGUCAUGGAGAUUGAUACAAAAUAUUUGUAUGAUCGUUUUUUGGGGGAUUAUUGUUUUGUAAUAUGAUCAGGUAUAAAAAAGUAUUUUCUUCAAAUCAAUGUUGCAAAAUUACAUCAACUUUAAAAAAAUCAAAAUCACUGGAAAGUCAGACAAGCAGUUUCAUGGGAUACAAAUAAGUGGCUGUAACAGCCUAGACAAGCUUUAACCUGUGGCUGUAAUACAGAUUAGUGAUGUUUAACCAUAUUUCCAUUUAAGCUAUUUGCAAAGCUUUUAUUAUAGGAGAAUUUUGAUUUAAGAUGUACCGAGCAACUAAUAUUUGAUGGAAUAUUUUAGUUAAUUGCAAGGAAAAUCAUGAGUAGCUACGUUUUGUUUGACACAGUAAAGUUGAUCAGAGCUUUGCAUGUGUUAUCUUGACGAUUUACAUUAGAUCAUCAAGGCUUUCUGUGAACUGAAAUGAAGCUAGAGAGCAUAUUUCUGCUAUUUUUGUUUAUUAUGUAAACUUCAGUUUGCAUUAUUCAAAAAUGAAAACAAGAUAAUAAAUGA